Messenger RNA from Indicator indicator, 1551 nucleotides. It is a transcript of the gene SMTNL2, whose product is annotated as smoothelin like 2. Lineage: Eukaryota; Metazoa; Chordata; Aves; Piciformes; Indicatoridae. Gene Ontology annotation, biological process: positive regulation of vasoconstriction; actin cytoskeleton organization. Gene Ontology annotation, molecular function: protein phosphatase 1 binding; tropomyosin binding. Gene Ontology annotation, cellular component: I band; filamentous actin; M band. The transcript is spliced from 8 exons. The coding region runs from base 1 to 1329 and encodes 442 amino acids. The record is from RefSeq and is a predicted model, not a curated record.
AUGGCCAGCGAGGUGGAGGACGUGGACAGCCGGGAGGCACAGACGGUCUGCGAGGCCCUGGGGCGCUACGAGGACACGCUGCGGGGCGCCGUGCGGGAGAUCCAUGUGGACAUGCAGGUGUUCAAGCAAGGCGUAGGCCGGCAGGUGGAGGAGGUGCUGCGCCUCGCCAGCCCCCUGGCGCGCAGCGUCUCCGAGCUGCAGCAGGAGAACCGGCGGCUGCGGGCGCAGCUGGACCGCCUGUGUCGGCAGGUGGAGGCUCUGGCCCGCUCGGCCGGGCUGCCCCCGGAGUGGGCGGACGAGGCGACGUGGAGCUCUCCGGAGCGGGGCUUCUCCAGCCAUGCCAAGCUAGCGGCCGCUGGCCGAAGCCAAAGUGUAGACCUGGAUGACCACCACAAACCUGAGUUUAGAAGAGUGUUUAGCUCUUCCAUCAUUGAAAAUGGGCACCAGUCUUCAUCAGGUCAGGCCAAAGUCUCCCAGGAACUGACCUCUUCUCACAUGUCAGACUCCUGCCUUGAAGCCCACGCCCCUGCAGUCAGCUUACAGAUGCCUCACCUUCCUGUUACUGCAGUCACCAGGACAUCAGAGAGGUUUUCAGGAGAGACUACAGGAGCAGCUAAUGUGGCUGCUGGCCUGCUGGGACAGAGCAAGGACAAAAAUGCAAUGGCAGUGAAAACCUCCAACCAGUCAGAGAACAAUUCUGUCACCAAGUGUGCCUCAGCUGUGAGCUAUGGGACAGGCAGUGGCAGCCAGCCCAGUGAAAGUGGCACUGACAGUCGCUGUGAUGUGAGCCCCAGCUCUCGCUCCUCUCCCCCCGCUGCGCAUCGACCAGUGGAACGGAGGAGGGAGCUGGUGCGGUCCCAGACGCUGCCGCGGAUCACAGGAGCCCAGAGCAGGAAAGCUCUGUUUGAGAAGUUUGAGCAGGAUGGUGGCAGAGGAAAAGGAGAAUCCAGAGCUAAGCUGAAGAGGUCACAGAGUUUUGGGGUUGCCAGUGCUAGCAGCAUCAAACAAAUUCUGUUGGACUGGUGCCGCUCAAAAACCCUGGGAUACAAGCACAUUGACCUGCAGAACUUCUCCUCAAGCUGGAAUGAUGGGAUGGCAUUCUGUGCUCUUGUGCAUUCUUUCUUUCCUGAAGCUUUUGAUUAUAAUAAGCUUGACCCAGCCAAUCGCAAGCAGAACUUCGAGCUGGCCUUCACCAUGGCUGAGAAGAAGGCUCACUGCGACCGCCUGAUAGAAGUGGAGGAUAUGCUGCUGAUGGGCCACAGGCCAGACCCCAUGUGUGUCUUCACCUAUGUCCAGUCUCUCUACAACCAUCUACGACACUUUGAAUGAAAGCUGCUGAGACCUCUCCAGGCAGAAGGGUCAAGGGCAGUGUCCUGGUGGGCAGAGAGGCGUUCUGCAAACCGAACAGUGUCGCUUCUUGCUUCUCACUAUCCUUUGGCUUCCACCCAAGCUGCGUGGCUGACUGAAGUGUUGCUGAGCAGUGCCACGAAGUGUUGAUCACCUCAGCAUGGCAGUAAGACAGAAACACCUUUGCAAAAGACAGGAAAAAAA